Molecule: messenger RNA, 1900 nt
Organism: Marchantia polymorpha subsp. ruderalis
Lineage: Eukaryota; Viridiplantae; Streptophyta; Marchantiopsida; Marchantiales; Marchantiaceae
Source: the annotation of a GenBank genome assembly
UUCGGCACUCGGGGAGAGAAAAUCUUAUUUUAUACAGAAACAUAGAUGACCUCGGUGGGAGUCAUACAACGACAGGAAGGACAUGAAGGGUAAGUAUCGGGAAGUAAAGUCCCUGCGCACUGUGCUAAUUUCGAGCGCAGUGGUUCUCUCCCCGGGGCUGAAUCGUGCUCGCGUGUCACAGUUAAAUCGAAAAGUCAAACGGCAUAUACUAUUUGAAUACGCAAAUCAGUCGCUUUUGACUCGAUGUGCAUCGGAUACAGGUACAAUGCACACGCACUAUAUCCACAUUAUUCAUAUGAGCCUUGAUAUGUCAUCGGAAAUCUUCUAGAUAGUGAAGGAACAGUUGGGAUAACCUGCUCACAAGACUCACGUUGCCUUCCGGUCGGCGUUUUGUAGCGAAUCUGGAAACAGGUCGCACUGCAUAGAUGUAACGCAUUGUACUCACAUCCAUCCACCAAAAUAAGAAAAGGCCUGUAGCAAAUCCUGCAGACCAGACACCAGCUCCUCCUCCUCCUCCUCCCCGCCCUCCUCUCGUAGUUGUGUAAUCUCCCUUGUGCUUUUGCGGUAUCGAAAGAACCAGGAAAACUUAUGCUGUCAAUUAGCAGACUAGGGCAAUGGACAACUAUAUCAUCUAGAUCGAGGGUGGGUUCUGCUCGUAGCAAGGAAUGAUUAUCCCCAUUGUCGCAUGAUGAUAAGCUUCUAGGAAGAAUUCCAUGGCAUCAAUGUCGUGCGGACUUGAUAUUGUAAAGCCUCCUCAUCUAACAAGCUCAUUGAAACUUAAAUAUAUCAAAAUCUACUCCAAAACCUAUUUUGUGUUGUCACUCCAAAAACUUGUCUGAAGUGGCCUCAAAAUACUCAAAGUGUCCAAGAAUAAUGUGCGCAAUUAAUGCUCCUGUCGCAUACAUGGAUUGCAUGCAUAUUCUUUGACAUUCUUCUCACUUCGAAAAUUGACCAAGACCUAAAAAAGUCCAAAAACCGAAAGACCAUGACUGGGAGAAUUCAAACUCCGAGCAAUUUCACACUAAACGCGGCGCUUAAGCAUCUGCAUGAACACAAAACGCCAGCAUCGGGCCCCGAAUUACCACCACGAGAUUCACCGCCCUGACCUAAGGGCUCCUGAUGCUGCGCCAUAGCUGCAUAUUCUCCACUGACCCUAAACCCUAGGCCAAUGUCACUCAUUGGGUCUUGCAAACGUCAUGCUUAUUAUCCAAGAAUAUCACAAGCGCAAGCUAAAAUAACCCAAAAAGGAUGGAAGAGCCCAUCGAGUCGUACAAGAAUAUCAGAGGCGGACGGAGAUGCAAGCCUGUCGAAGCCCUGCCUCGAACGAUGAUCGGUUACACAGUAAUCAUCACCUGGACCGUGACGUACUCACGUGGACAAAAGCAGAAGCACGGGCGUCAAAUGCAAGAAGCUCGUACAGCGAAACCAGAGCCGUGGACUCGGAUCGGCUGCGAUAAUGCGAUUGUGGGGCAUCCAUGAAGAGAGAGAGAGGGAGAGAGAGAUGUGGGCCGCAUUAGCCGAGAGGGCCGUCCCUCAGGCAACAUGUCAUCGUCGUCUGCAGCGGGCGGAAUGCAUUCGUGUGCUGAUUCCAUCGCUCUCGGUGCACACUGUCACUCAUGAUCUGAACUCGGUGCCCGUCUCGCGCCGUGCACAAGAAUUCGCAACUGUAUCUCCCGCAGGUCGUUACUUCUUGUGCUCGCCCAUCGUGGUCCCCUGGGCCUCAUUUUUGCUUCAAACAAACACGUUUCGGCUGCUAAUAAUAACCGAUCAGGGACACAUUUAUUAUAAACGCCAUGGCAACUCCAAAGACUUAUGUUCAAUAGAGGCGAACCAGAACGUCCCUCAAAGGGUUGCGGGAAACGAUGAUAUUUUAUCUCCAGAGCUAACAUAUCUUGAAUAG